CAUGCUGUCACUGGUUCGUUGUGUAACUUGGGUUUGUUUCGAUUAUUCUCGGGAAUCCGGAGAAGCCGGAAAGUAUGUUGAAAUUGGUUAAAUUACUAACAGGAAGUUAUUGCUAGCUUUGGUAAUUGCAAAGCAUACAACAUAUUUCUAGUUCGUUCGAUAAGUAAAAGUUUAACCAGUGAAACACGCGACAUCAGCAUGGCAAAGUACAUAGCCCAGAUCAUCGUACUCGGUGGCCAAAUCAUAGGAAAGGCUUUCACGCGGGCUCUCAAGCAAGAGAUAGCGGCUUCUCAAGAAGCAGCAAAGCGUGCCGGUGGUGGACAAAAGGAACAGAAUCGUGCCGCAGCCAACCUAAGGACGGGUAUGACCCUGGAAGAGGCACAGCAAAUCCUCAACGUAACGAAGCUCGACCCGGAAGAGGUGCAGAAAAACUACGAACAUUUGUUCAACGUGAACGACAAAUCAAAGGGCGGAUCGUUCUAUCUACAAUCGAAAGUGUUCCGCGCCAAAGAGCGAAUAGAUCAGGAACUGAAGGAGGCAAAGCCACCGGAAGGAGAAAAAACGGACCCCGGUACGGGGAGGCCCGAAACGGCCAAGUAAUCAGUAGUAGCAGUUUCCUCCCGAAAGACAAGUGUUCGCCGCAAGGUUUGCUGUUAAAUUGAUAAGUAAAAGUGUUUUAUUUAGUACAAGUACAAA
Molecule: messenger RNA, 696 nt
Organism: Anopheles stephensi (Asian malaria mosquito)
Lineage: Eukaryota; Metazoa; Arthropoda; Insecta; Diptera; Culicidae
Gene: blp
Product: mitochondrial import inner membrane translocase subunit TIM16
Exons: 2
Coding region: 199-600 (133 amino acids)
Biological process (GO): protein import into mitochondrial matrix
Cellular component (GO): TIM23 mitochondrial import inner membrane translocase complex
Source: RefSeq, a predicted model, not a curated record